Struthio camelus australis is the source of this 5320-nucleotide messenger RNA. Lineage: Eukaryota; Metazoa; Chordata; Aves; Struthioniformes; Struthionidae. The record is from RefSeq and is a predicted model, not a curated record.
AACUGCUACUGAUAAUCCAGCUUUCUACUGGGAAUCCGUUAUAUGAAACUUACUACAAACAGGUAGAUCCAACAUACACAGGGAGAGUUGGAGCAAGUGAAGCUGCACUGUUUCUUAAAAAAUCUGGUCUCUCUGAUAUUAUCCUUGGAAAAAUAUGGGAUUUGGCUGACCCAGAAGGUAAAGGGUACUUAGAUAAACAGGGUUUCUAUGUCGCAUUGCGCCUUGUAGCGUGUGCACAGAACGGCCAUGAUGUUAACUUGAGCAGUCUGAACUUGACUGUGCCACCUCCUAAAUUUCAUGACACUAGCAGUCCCUUACUGAUCACGCCACCUGCAACAGAGACUCACUGGGCUGUUAGGGUGGAAGAAAAAGCAAAGUUUGAUGGUAUUUUUGAAAGCCUUUUGCCAGUAAAUGGUUUACUUUCAGGAGACAAAGUAAAACCAGUACUGAUGAAUUCAAAGCUACCUCUUGAUAUCCUAGGAAGGGUCUGGGAUCUCAGUGAUAUUGACAAAGAUGGUCACCUGGACAAAGAUGAAUUUGCUGUGGCAAUGCAUUUGGUUUAUAGAGCUCUCGAGAAAGAGCCAGUUCCUUCCGUAUUACCCCCUUCUCUCAUACCACCUUCCAAAAGAAAGAAGACACCUGUAUUUCCUGGUGCAGUUCCUGUUCUCCCUGCAAGUCCUCCACCAAAAGAUAGCCUACGUUCUACCCCAUCUCAUGGUAGCGUGAACAGUCUGAAUAGCACAGGAAGUUUGUCUCCCAAGCACAGCAUCAAACAAGCACAGCCAUCUGUGAAUUGGGUAGUACCGCUAUCUGAUAAAGUGCGAUACGAUGAUAUUUUCUUAAAAACAGACACGGACAUGGACGGUUUUGUGAGUGGCCAAGAAGUAAAGGAUAUUUUUAUGCAUUCAGGUCUGUCCCAGAGUCUCCUAGCACAUAUAUGGGCUUUGGCAGACACAAGACAGAUGGGAAAGCUAAGCAAAGAUCAGUUUGCCCUAGCAAUGUACCUUAUUCAACAGAAGGUCAGUAAAGGGAUUGAUCCGCCACAAGUGUUAUCCCCAGAUAUGAUCCCUCCCACAGAGAGGAACACUCCCAUACAGACUCUGUCAGGUUACUUGACCACUGUAGGAACUGAGAUCUCGGCACUAACAGAAAUGCGUCGUGAUAGUUCAAGUUCUGUUGGAUCAGGAGAAUUUACAGGGGUGAAGGAGCUGGAUGAUAUUAGUCAAGAAAUUGCACAGCUGCAGAGAGAAAAAUAUUCCCUAGAGCAGGACAUUAGAGAAAAGGAAGAAUCAAUAAGACAGAAGACCAAUGAAGUUCAGGAACUGCAAAAUGAUUUAGAUAGGGAGACAAGUAACUUGCAAGAGCUAGAGGCUCAGAAACAAGAUGCCCAAGACCGCCUGGAUGAAAUGGACCAGCAGAAAGCCAAACUGAAAGAUAUGCUGAAUGAUGUAAGGCAGAAAUGCCAGGAAGAAACACAGGUGAUUUCAUCACUGAAAAUGCAGAUUCAGUCUCAGGAAUCAGAUUUAAAAUCACAGGAAGAUGAUCUUAAUAGAGCAAAAGCAGAGCUGAAUCGCCUUCAACAAGAAGAGACUCAGCUAGAGCAGAGUAUCCAGGCUGGAAAAGUUCAGCUUGAAACAAUAAUUAAAUCUUUAAAAUCAACACAGGAAGAAAUAAAUCAGGCAAGAAGUAAACUUUCUCAACUUCAGGAGAGUCAUCAAGAGGUCAAUAAGAGUAUAGAACAAUAUAAUGAAGCUCUCAAUGGGAUUCACGGUGGUAGCUUGACGAAUUUAGCAGACAUAAGUGAAGGCCUUGCACAGACGGAAAGAAGCAAUUAUGGAGCUAUGGAUGAUCCAUUUAAGAACAAAGCCUUGAUGUUUACCAAUAAUACACAAGAAUUGCAUACAGACCCAUUCCAAUCAGAAGAUCCUUUCAAAUCUGAUCCAUUUAAAGGAGCAGACCCUUUCAAAGGCAGUGACCCAUUCCAGCAUGAUCCUUUUGCAGAACAACCACCUGCUCCAGCAGAUCCAUUUGGAGGUGAUCCAUUUAAGGAAAGUGACCCAUUUCGUACUUCUGCCCCUGAGGAUUUCUUCAAGAAACAGGUGAAGAGUGACCCAUUUACCUCAGAUCCAUUCACAAAACCCCCUGCUUUACCCUCGAAGCCUGACCCUUUUGAAAGCAGUGAUCCUUUUACAUCUUCCAGUAUCUCUUCAAAGGGCCCAGAUCCAUUUGGAACAUUAGAUCCAUUUGGAAGUGAUGCUUUCAGUAGCAGUGAGGGAUUUGCAGACUUCAGUCAGAUGUCAAAGUCAGGAGCAUCAGAUCCCUUUACCUCCUCUUUUGGAGGAAUGGGAUUCUCAGAUGAUCCUUUCAAAAGCAAAUCAGACACACCAGCAUUACCACCGAAGAAAAAUGUCCCUCCACGGCCCAAGCCACCCAGUGGUAAAAGUACUCCUGUAAGCCAGCUUGGGUCUUCAGAUUUUCCCAAGCCCCAUGAUCCAUUCCAGCCAUUCGGGGCUGACAGCAGUGACCCGUUUCAAAGUAAAAAGGGGUUUGGGGACCCAUUUAGUGGAAAAGAUCCAUUUGCUCCCUCCUCUUCAAGUAAAACUUCUAAAGACUCUUCCUUGGGGUUUGCAGACUUCAGCUCUUUUGGAAAUGAAGAACAGCAGCUGGCAUGGGCAAAGCGUGAGAGUGAAAAAACAGAGCAAGAAAGACUAGCUCGAUUGCGGAGACAAGAACAAGAAGACCUUGAGUUGGCUAUUGCACUCAGUAAGGCUGAUAUGCCAAGCUCUUAAAUAGAGGCUCUUUGGCUCUACCCUGUCCAAGUGAAACCUUUAAACAUGGCUUUUAUAAAAGUACUAAGUUCUUGUUUUAUGUUGUGAAAAUAAUUCUAGUCACCUUCAACUCUAAGCAAGACUGGCUGGCUAGAUCAAACUGGGCUCGGUGUGGCUUUUCAAGUGCAUAAUAUACAGGAAACACUGUAUAAGAUGUAUUAUAUGUUCUAGGUAAAAUUUACUGCUUGUAAGAAAUUUAACAUAAUCCCAAAAUACUGGAAGUAAAGUUUCUUUAUCUUGAAGACAGUGUUGCAUAUAGUAAACUGCAACUUGUGAAUCUGGCUUUUUAUUACCCAAAUUACAUUGUUUUUGGAGGCUGCAGUAUGCAAUUACAAGAAAGAGUCAUAAAAAGGUAAUAUUUAUAGAAUUAGCUUUCACUUGUUACAUUAAUUGAAUUAUUCAUGGUAGGCUAAUGAGUACAAAUCCAUCUAUAUCAAAGUCUUCAGCACAAGCUCAUUAUGAGAUGUUCCCUUUUUAUCAAGGAGACGCAGCUCUUACGACAGAAUCUGACAGUUUAUAUAUGAUGAAUAUAUACACAGCGAAUAUAAAAUACUUUGAAUUUGAAGCCUCUAUGAAUGAGUAGCAGUUCUUAUUGAAACAUUUAUUUGCAUUGAGUUUUAAUAAUUAUAUGUAGUGUUGUAAAAGAGGGAGUUAAUCUGGUGGUAGUAAAUUGGACAAAUGAUGACUUCGACAAUUAAAUCAUUAGGUAAAAUCAUGCUUUAUCUCAUAAACAAAUAUGGUUAUAGGACUGUGAUAAGUUUGAGUUCUUCUUUAAUGUAAGAUCAAAAAAAAAUGAAAGCUUACUAAGUUUGAGCUGUGCUCUUUCCCACAAUUCAUUUUACCCUCUUUUGCUCCAAGCACCAGAAAAUAGAUCGUAUUAUUUGUAUUAUCCAACUGUCUGUGCGAGACGGUCUCUACCUCUGUUUCUUUAAUUCCACUGGUCUUAUAUUAGGGGGAUACAGAUCAAAGAUAGUUUACCUGAAAUAUGGCCAAGUUGAAACAGAUUUUAUUUGCCAAAUACAUGUUCAUGCAUAAGUUAUAGAAGUACUGGUAGACUGGGUUGGCUUUAAAAGGCAGGUUGCAGUCCUAAGUCCGUAUAGGAACAGAUUUUAAGUACACCUGUAGAAUGUGAUAUAUUCACUUGGUAAAGAUAAUGCAGAAUACAUUUUACUUGUCGUAUCUAAAAUAAGUCCUUAUGAUAAGUUUGUGAGUUAUCUACUAAAUUACUUCCUAAAAAUGCCUUUCCUGGUGAUUACAGGAAUUCUAACACUUCAGUUGUCUUUGCCUUGGACUUUUGUGUCUAAAUAGAGUAGAGACCUAGGGCAAAAUUUUUCAAAAUGUCCUUAAUAUAUAUCUGCUUUCUUAUCCUUGGUUCUGUAGGAGUACAAACUGGGUACUUAACAUGCUGUGUUUUUACUGAUGCAGCCCUCAUCUUGGAAAAUUUUCUGUUUUUUGGAAAGCGUCGUAUUCCUCCAUCAUCUUUAAUGCAUUUACAUUUCUUACGCCCUUGCUUCAGUAUUUUUAUUUUUCAUGAUACAGUGAUAGUGCCUGUUUAUCUGAAUGAAAACAAUCUUUCUCCAUGCUGUUCUAGUCUGCCUUAUUCUGGAGGCUUUCCUUAUGCAGAGGCAAGAAUCAGAUUAGAUUAUUUUAGUCUAAUUAGUAGUUUUCAAUUCUGAAGUGCAGCUAAAACAUAACAUUUGUUGUCCCCAGCUUUUGUGAGCAGGUAUAUAUACCAGUGAGCAUGUGUCGACACGUGUGCCUGCAUGCGUGCGCACGUACAUACACAUGCAUCCGUCUAUUUACAUAUGCGGCAAUGCAUUUGACAAAACUGAGAAUCCAUAUCUCAAAAUACAUUUUCAGGAGUCACAAUUCUGCAGUUGCUGUGUAUCUCCUGUGGUACCGGUACUACAAAUACUGUGAAUCUUAAAUUUGCCUGAGAAGGGGAGAAUACGCAUUCUGGUAUGAAAAGAACCAUAUGGUGAUCUCCAGUACCAUAUUUUAAUGACCUCUUGCGAGCGCAGUAGGAGAUACUUCUCAUUGUCCAGAACUUGACUUGAUGUCCCUUCCUAUUGUAAUAAUUUCCUCUAAUAUAUGUUAGAUUAAAUGAUCAAACGCGCGUUCAAAAAUGUCAACACAUUCUGUUUUCUGUUGAUCUGCUGGACUCCCAAGUCUCUGAAAGCAAAUUUGGCCUAUAUAUAGCUAACAUGAGAUAAACCUUUUGCUAUGAAAGAGCAAUUUUCAAAAUUGUAUAAGAUUCUCCUUUUCAUUUGGGCCUAAGACACCCAAAUGUCACCAAAGGAGACAUCUUUGUGGUGUCUCCUUUGCUAUAAUAAAACACCAUUCAUAUGUAGUGCCGUUUUAUAAAGGAAAGCCACUUUUGGGCUACUGCUUGGACGAUGUCACUCAAGUGGGACAGGUGGAUAAGUUAAAUAGCUUGAUUCAUUUUUCCUGGACUUUCCACUGCUUUGUCAUUCUCAGAAAUAGCGUGAUUU